This is a messenger RNA of Rattus norvegicus (Norway rat), 2735 nucleotides long. NCBI's taxonomy places the organism in Eukaryota, Metazoa, Chordata, Mammalia, Rodentia, Muridae. The record is from RefSeq and is a predicted model, not a curated record.
AUCCCUCCCUAGGGUUCCGGAAAGGCCCCGGGCAGACGCAGGCACGUGACCGUGACGUCACGCGCGCGCCUGCGGUCUGGGCCGAGGGUUCUCGCGUUGGCAGUCGCUCGUGGCUGCUGUCUCCCGGAGUGUCGCUGUUUCUGUCUCGGCCCUGCGGCCCGUGAGGGCUACAGCAUGUACCACAACAGCAGCCAGAAGCGGCACUGGACCUUCGCUAGCGAGGAGCAACUGGCGCGUCUGCGGGCCGACGCCAACCGCAAAUUCAAGUGCAAAGCUGUGGCUAACGGGAAGGUUCUUCCAAAUGAUCCGUUGUUUCUUGAGCCUCAUGAAGAAAUGACACUUUGCAAAUACUAUGAAAAAAGAUUGUUGGAAUUUUGUUCAGUGUUUAAACCAGCUAUGCCACGGUCUGUUGUGGGUACAGCUUGUAUGUAUUUCAAGCGUUUUUAUCUUAAUAACUCAGUAAUGGAAUAUCACCCUCGGAUAAUAAUGCUUACUUGUGCAUUUUUGGCCUGCAAAGUAGAUGAAUUCAAUGUGUCUAGUCCUCAGUUUGUUGGGAACCUUCGAGAGAGUCCUCUUGGACAGGAGAAGGCACUGGAACAGAUUUUGGAAUAUGAACUACUACUUAUACAACAACUUAAUUUUCACCUCAUUGUCCACAAUCCAUAUAGACCAUUUGAAGGCUUCCUCAUUGAUAUAAAGACUCGAUACCCCAUGUUGGAGAAUCCAGAGAUUUUGAGGAAAACGGCUGAUGAUUUUCUUAGUAGAAUUGCAUUGACAGAUGCUUAUCUUUUGUACACACCCUCACAAAUUGCCCUGACUGCCAUUUUAUCAAGUGCCUCUAGGGCUGGAAUUACUAUGGAAAGCUAUUUAUCAGAGAGUCUAAUGCUGAAAGAAAACAGAACUUGCCUGUCACAGCUACUGGAUAUAAUGAAAAGGUCCUCAUGAACAGAAGGUAGAGAUAUGUUGGAGACGGUCAUAAAAACAGUGUUUAGACAAAAAAUGUGCAUAUCUUUAAAGUUGGAGUGAUGUGUCAAAAAGCCAUUACAUUAGAGCCUUCAGACAAAAUUUGCCAAUACUGUGAUUUUUGGCCCAAGGAAAAAAGGUUUCAGAUUUCUGGACUCUGAAGGGUGAGAGUAUACAGUUGGUUGCUUUAAAACACCAAAUUAGUAAUGAUUUUAAUAGGAGCCUUAGAAAUUAAAAGACUUUGAUAACAGGCUUACCAAAACCCCUUGGUGCUAGAAUUGAGAAAUCCUCUUUAGAAAUUCUGAUUAGAAUUUCUGCUUAAUUAAUACAUGCAUUUAUGUAUUAAAUGUAUGUGUGUAUGUAACAUAUGUACACACAUACCUACGUACGUAUAAACAUAAUACACAUAUAUGGCAUAUAUAUCACUAAUUUGUGUUUUUGAGAAUCUAGAAAUGUAGCCCAGGCUAGACUUAAACUUGAAGUGUCUUUCCUCAGUUUCUGAGUGUAAAGAUUGUAGGGAUAUGUCACCAUGCUCAGUUCUUCUUGUCUUGGCAGUUAUGUUCACAGGUAUUGAAAUGUACUUUAGAGGUAAAGCAAACCAAUUAAAAUACUGGCUUGCAGACCUUUGUUUAGGGCAUAUACUUUAAUGUUUAUUUUAAAAGCUGACAUUCUAGUCAUGUAGUUUCAUGCCUUGAAGUGAUUUUUUUGCUUGAAGUAAUUUUGGAUUUCCUCUAAGCAUAAUGGAGGGUUUUUUGUUUUUGUUUUUUUUUCCCUAUAAACUGUAGGUCUUUGUAUUUACCACUAGAGGGUUCACUUCCAAAGCUAAUUGUGAUUUGAUCAUAGUACUUUCUAACAAUUUGGUAGUAGAAGGAACCAUUAAGAAAACACACUGCUUAUCUGAAGCUUACAGCUUAAUUAUUGAUUUCUUAUGAAACAAGAACACUUCAGAAAAUAUUCAGUUUUAAUAAUAUGAAGGUAUUCUUAUUGAAAAAAAGAUAUUGACCUAAAGAUGUUGAAUCACAAAUACCAAUUUCAGUCUGAAAGCACAUGACCACACAGUAAGUCCCCAGACAGGUUUCUAAUCUUGAGAUUUUUGGUUUAUUAUAUUAAAUAACAAGAUAGAAAGUAUUUUAUGUAAUCUUAUCUUUACUUAUCUAGUUUGUUUUUAACUUUUGUUAAGGAAAGCAUUCUUUUCUUGUUAUAUAUAUAUUUUUAUAUGGUAAAUAAGAGGGUAUAUUUUUGGAACAACAUCUAUAGUAUAGAUUGUUACUGUGUAUGGUUGUUAGUAGAGAAUAAAGAAUAUUUACUAAAUCACAUAGGGAUUAUUUCAAAAGCCUUAAAUUGAGAAAAAUGUAUACAUGAAGGUACUUAUAAAAAAUUACUACCAGUAUUAUAUACAGCAUGCUUAUGUUUAUGCUAUAUAUAGUAUAACAUAAACAGCAGAUACUCACUGUUUGAACUUUAAAGGCUGCUGCUGCUUGAUUUUAAUACAGAAUACAAAUCCUAGUAAGAAUAUUUGUUGUCAUCAAUGUCUUCUCUUUCCUGAAGCAAGUUAGAUUAUUAUGCUUUCUUUAAUACAAGCAGACUUUUUGGGUUGUGUUUUGUUUUUUAAAACAGGAUUUGUCUGUGUAGCCCUGGCUUUCCUGGAACUUACCCUAGACAUGGCUGGCCUCAAACUCAGUUCCACUUGCUUGUGACUCCUGAGUGCAGAGAUGGAGGCAUGUGCCACAACAUCUGGCAGAAGAGUUUUUAUUAAAUACGUUUGUAUCCCC